Penicillium antarcticum is the source of this 2160-nucleotide messenger RNA. RefSeq lists its product as uncharacterized. Bases 1 to 2160 code for a protein of 719 amino acids. The record is from RefSeq and is a predicted model, not a curated record. The transcript has 3 exons. NCBI's taxonomy places the organism in Eukaryota, Fungi, Ascomycota, Eurotiomycetes, Eurotiales, Aspergillaceae.
AUGUCUCCCUCGGAGGUUCGCCCUUCGGCAAAAGAGCUAGGUGACAAUGGGUUUCCCAGCACCUCUGAUGCGGCCCCUGCCUCGAACAUUCUCGUGCCUACUCAUGGAAAAGCUACUUCUGCUGUUUUCAAUCACAGCCAGCUCCCAGAAUACACCACAAUAAUCGAGCCCGUCAGGGACAGCGAGUGCCACCCUCUGCCUUUUGAGGCCCCUGUACCACACCCUGUGUCUUCCGAGCCUCUUUCUCCUGUCCACAAUCCUCUGUUUUCUGAGGCCCAUCAGCCGCUUGAGUCUUCUUCUCCUGAUUCUGUCGAACAGCUAAACACUUACCGUCUCGUCUCAUCAACCCAAUCUACUACCGUUCCUGGCUUGACCCCUGCCAGAGAUAUUCAACCUGACAGAACCACCGUCAAUCCCAAAUACGGUGUGACACAGUUCGCAUGGGAUCAAAUCGAAUCGCAUCUCCGUUUCAUAGAGCGCAUUACCAAUAUCAGAGCUGAACGAAUUAUCCCCAACAUCAACAUGCCGGACACUAAUUCCGAGGUAUUCGACUUGUAUUACUCACUGGCCGAGCAGUGCGAGGCACUCGAGAUUGAGAUUGGCCUGCCUCCCUCCCCCUCGCUCCCGGAGAAUACACAAUCUGUGGCCAAAUUGCCUGCGAUAGCCCGUCUCAACUUCUACCGGGAGGAGUUGGGCCGCGAAAAGAUUGGUAGUCCCCCUUCGGCCUGUGACUUCCAUAGAGGUCCCCGCCCCGACUCGAUUAAAGUGCGUGGUUUGCACUUUUUGGGGCAAUAUUGCAAGCGGCUCACGGACGUCAAGGAGGCCUUCGAUGAAGAAGCAGAGGGGUUGCGCGCGUGUGUGAUCAAGAAAUACGAGGCGGAACGCGACGACCCAAACAACAGCACAGUCUCCGACAUUAAUACCGAAUUGAUCGAUGCCCUUGUUGCCAAAGUUGAGAGGGGCGAGGCAACCACCGUGAGGCUGCCUCAAAAGAAGAAGAAACGCAACAAGGGCAUCAAGAAGCGAAGGAAGCCGGCCAAGAAGGGCAACCAGGAAAACACCCCUGGUCUGCCACCUCAGUGUCAGCCCCAGUUCGAAUCCGAGGCGGCAGCUCCUUGUGAGUUUGACACUGAGGUGGCUGUGGAGCCAAAAGAAAAGGCUCUAAAGGAGAAGAACAACAGAAAGGGUGGCAAGGCGGCCAAGGUCAUGGCUGCUCAGGUGCGAGUUGGUCGUUACCUUACUCAAGAGUCAUCUGAGGCCGAGACUGACUCAUUUGCUGCCGACACUGAGCAUCUGAGUAAGGCCAAAUCAAUGGCCAUGGUCAGCGAAGAAAAGCUUGGGGCUCCCGUUCCGGGAAACUUCAUUUACGAGUCAGACACAGACUCCAGGGCUGUGAUCCCAACCCCAGGCUCUUCUGAGCCAUUCACGGGCCUUGCUGCCCUUUCUCAAGAGAUCUCAACAGACCCUCCACUCCCUCUUCCGGCUGGCAGACCGUCCACCGGAAGAAGGUCCACCGGAAGAUCUUCCCUCGAGAGAGAUUCCACCACACGUGCUUUAGUGUCCUCUGUUUCCAUCGGCAACGCCGAAAAGAUGAUCGGCGCCGAGGACCCAACCCCUUCCCCUCCAACGCCUCCAAUCCCCACUCCUCCCCAAAAGCUCGCGGCCUUGUCAACCGCCGAGUCUGGCAGCGCAAACCCUGACGAGAUAGACGCAGACGCCCGGGGAAUUGAGGGUGAGACCGCAACUUGGUCUCUCCUCAUGAACCCGUGGGCCCGGCCAGACACCGCGGCCGGCCGUCUGCUUGAUGCCCAGUACCACCGGUCUGGGGUCCAAAUUGUCUCAUCGGAGGAAGCUGUCACCCGGGAGGAACGCCUCACCGAGCCGGAGGGCUCGUGUCGCGCUUCGGGAUCCGGUAUGUGCGGUUUCUACCGUGCAUGCUGCUACCACCGGCAACGGGAUCUGUGCGGCUGUCCGCCAGGCAGAUCUUGUUGCUGUCUUCACCACGCAGGAGACUGCUGUCACUGCCUUGGCACUCAUGGCGCCUCGGCGGAGCUGUUGAGUGAGCACCCUGAUGGGGCACUCAUUCGCCCCUGGGUUCCCCGUCAGGGUUCCCUGGGUAGUAACACUGUUCCUUUGCGUUCGAGGGCACUUACUAGCUAA